AAUCCGCCAUUGUUGAAGCGUUUUGACAAGUUGGGAAUGGCGUCUUGUGUUUCUUUGUGAAAAUUCUGUGAAAAAGUGCAAAAAACCUGUGAAAAACCAUCGCAAUCCAGAUAAAUUGACUGCAAAAAGCAUCUACAAAAGGUGUUUGUCAGGCAAUUCCGGGGAAUCGCAUCCAGGGAAAUUACACAAAAAACAGAGAGCUUCAAGUGUCAGCAGAGAGUUUCAGAAAAUACCCGAAAAUUGCAUUUUUUGACGGUUUUUUGUGUGGAAAAUCCAGUGAAAUCAGUGCAUCUUCUCCAAAACAAAAAAGAAAGAACAGGAAAGUGUCUGAGCAAGAAGUUGGAUUGUGAAAGGGGCUCUGAGGGCAUUUUUUCUGGUGUCCUGCGAGCAUCCACUUAAAGUGAUAAUUUCUCACGCGCAUCGUCGUUGAAAUUUUCCACGGAAAUUCAAUUUGAAGUGAGAUUGUGGAAGUUUCUGGUGCAUCAAGCCAUUUGUUUGUUAUCAAGUGAUGUCGGAGGCCAAAGAUGGUGGUACUGCUAGAAACAAGGUGGAGGAGGACAUCGAACGGCAUGUUCUGAGUACCACGGUUAAGUUGUCGGAUGGAACUACUGGGCAAGUGUUCAGUCGUGGAGGUCGCAAUGAGUUUCAGGUCUUCCUCUACAACUGCCAUGUCUGUGGAGUGCCCAAUUUACCGGGAGAACGAUGCCUGCAGACGCACAUCAGUGGCAGGAAGCACCAGAUGCGCCUGUCGCAGGGAGUUAUCGAUGCUGAGGCUUUUAAGGCGCCAAUGCAGAACAAGAAUAAAAUUCAAAUGAACAUUGCUCCGGGGGAACCUGUUCCGCCUGGCUUUGAAAAUGAGGUUAAACUUGUGGCUGAGAUUCAGCCAACGCUGGACAGAAACAAGGAGGAUCACUUUAUUGGUCUAGAGUACAUUAUGGAGUUGACUGGUGGUGGUGGGGAAACGUCCUAUCACUGCAUUCUGUGCGACAAGCGUGGUGAUCCGCGUACCAUCCUUAGUCACAUUGUCAGCUACAAUCACCGCCUCAAGUACCUGGAGAAGCACUAUCCGUCGUGCGUCCGGGAAUUGGGGGAUUAUCGUUUUCAAAAGGAUGCUCGUCCGGUGUUGACGAAGAUCGUGGGGAAUAUCUGUGCAGCAAUUGAAGAGACACACGGCAGAUUGGCACCGUCUGUUCAUGACAAGGAUGAGUAUGAGAGGAAUAGGAUGAAGUACUUAACGGACGUAAUCAAUGAGAAGCAUUUUGAUGAGAAAACCGGUCCGAAAUUUGUAAAAUUGGUGGAUAAAGCCAAAAUCAUUGAUAUGGUGCGCAGAUCAAAAAUAAUGUCCUCAAUGGGUUUCUUUAUGGGUUCACCCCCAGGUUUAAAUUUGCGAAAGAGAACAUCCUCGCCUGAGGCAGAAUUGCGAUCAAGGGCUGAAAGGAAGAGUCUGGAUUCGGUGUCUAGUAUCUCCAGUGGUUCCAUGAAGUCUCGUAGCCGAUCGCCACGUCCGAAGAGGAUUCGUCAACGUCGUUCUAGGUCUAUAUCGCGUUCUCCAUCGAGGCGCAGCGGGGAAGUGGGAAGUCGUCGGGGACGUAUGAGUGAUGAGCCACCCAAAAAAUCCCUUCCGACUCCGGCUGAGCUUUCUCGGCAGGCCAAUGAGAUUCAGGAAGAUCGGUACAAGUGGGAGAAGUAUCGAUGUCUGGUUGAGAAGGCAGUUGAGGAUCUCAAUUUGGUGUUGAAAGAGCACGAGAAGAAUCCAGAGAAACAUCCAUUGUAUCCGGAUGAGUGGAAGAAAUUCUGGAAUAGGCGAUAUAAGGAAUUGCAGCAAGAGAAAAAAGAUCCGGCUAAGCAUGAUUUUAAGCCGGAAUGGAUUAAAUUCUGGACACAUCGUAUGAAAGAACUCCAUGAGGAGGACAUUGACAAGCGCAAGAAGGAGAUUAGAGCUAAGGUGGGCUUGCCGUUGGAGGAAGAAAAGCCACCGCAGAAAGUUGAAGUGAUUAAGAUCUCUGACAGCCCAGAUUCAAUGGUUAUGUCCAGGAAGAGGGGUAGCAUUAGUCCGUGGUCAGAUGAAGAUGGUCGGAAGAUUCGUCCAUCUCCACGGCGUAGUCGUCCACGUAGUCGAUCCCGAACUCGAUCGCGAUCGCCAAGUCGUCGCAGGAGUCGAUCUCGAAGUCGCCGUAGUCGUAGUCACUCACCCGGUAGGCGAUCCUAUUCGCCGCAUCACAGGGAGAGGUACUACGAGAGACCGGUGAGUGUGAGAUAUGUUGCUCCACCACCAGAUCCCUACUACAACUUCGAAGAGUGGGCCAGUUACUAUGGACCUCAUAAGACCAGGCCAGUCUUUGCCAGAGCUCCGGCUCCGAGUUACACAAGGGCAGGUCCAGUGGAACCUGAGCCAGCUGAAGAACCAGAAACUGACGAACCACUUACAGUGGUGUCUGUACUAAGACUUCUGACCGCUCUGGAAGAACACUUGGGAAGUUUGGGACCUAAGUGCAUCGAUUUGCUGGCCAAGGCACUAGCCCUUGAAAAGGUAAAGGCAAACUCAGCUGAUGAGAUGUUGGUAAAUGAGGACACUUGUGUCUUCUUUGAGACGACAAAGGAGAAGCUAAAGGGGCAGAUUUUGGCUGGAGUAAUGGAAUCGGGCAAGGUGAAGGCAGUAAAGAAGGCUAUUAAGAAUAUAGCUGCACUCGUGCAUACAGUAAGCAAGAAACGUGAGGAGCAGCAGAAGGCCAAUGGAGUGGAGAAGGAAAGUAGCUCAAAGGAAUCUGACAAGAAGAAUGAUUCCAAGGCGGCAAGUGCAAGUGGUGGAGGUUUGGAUAGGAGUAAGAUUUCACUGAAGUUGGCAGCUGAAUUGGCUACGCAGGGCAGGGAGGAUAUUUCGCAUAGUGAACUAGAGCAGUUGGUAUUGGUGUUUGUGGGGAUGCUGCAACGUUCAAAGCAGACGAGUGAGAUUGUGACGGUGAGGGAUUUCCUGGCGGAGCAUGAAGUGAGGAAUGUUGAGGGUGAGGAUAAAAUCAUGGUGGACAUCAAAAAGACCAUUGAGGAUGACUUCAAAGAAGAUAUCAAUGCAACAUCAGAUGCAAAUGCUCUGGAGAGUCUAACAGAUUCGGAUUUACAGACACUUUUGCAGAAUUUCAAGGAUCUGUCGCCUGAGGAGCAGCAUCAUUUGAUAUCCUACCUGAAGAAGCUUGAGGCUACAGAUCCCACAAGAGUGGAAAAAUUGCGAAAGUUUGUGAAUCUCGAUGGAAGUGGGGAGAAACGGAAGGAACCACAGGAUCGUAGAAGAUCAAUUAGUCCACCGACAAAUCGGGCUGAUGUUUCCAUGGAAUCCACAACAAAGUCAUCUAGCACGGAUAAGAGGAAUGCACCUAUUUAUGAUUCUGAUGAUGAUGAUGAUGACGAUGACUACAAUUUUGAUGAUGUUGUCAAAGCUGCAUCAAAGAAUGUCAAGGAGAAACAGAUGCAGGAUCAUUUGAAAGUUGUGCAGGAGUCACUACAGCAAAAUCCUGUUAUGCAGAUUGAAGACAAUGGACCCACUCCGGCAAAAGCAGCAGCAGCAGCAGCAGUAGCACCAAAUCUCAGUGGGAUGACCUACACGGCGGAUACGCAGGCGCUUAUAGCCAAUAUCAUGGGAUCACUGCAGAAGAAUGUGUCGAGGACUAAUCAAUCGGCAACGCCUACAGAAGCACCCGAUGCAGUUGCAUCAGUUGCUAGUAUGAAUAGCCUGCCCUACUAUCAGCAAGCCAAUUCCUACGAUUCCAAUCCCUAUCCGGCUCAAGGGGCACCUAACAAUUUCUAUCAGGGCUACGGCAUGCAGCCAGGAAUAUUCCCAGCAGCCGCCGCCAUGAAUCCCGCCACGCAGCCCAUCUUUCCCGCCGCCCAACAGCAACCGCAGCAACAACAGCAAAAUCCUUGGGGAAAUUCAAAUUACGGCGCCAAGUAUUACUGAGCUUUUCCACGUGAUUUUGAAAUUUGAAUAAAGACGUAGACAGAAAAA
Messenger RNA from Phlebotomus papatasi, 3997 nucleotides. RefSeq lists its product as uncharacterized. Bases 509 to 3949 code for a protein of 1146 amino acids. The record is from RefSeq and is a predicted model, not a curated record. NCBI's taxonomy places the organism in Eukaryota, Metazoa, Arthropoda, Insecta, Diptera, Psychodidae. The transcript has 7 exons.